CGGAUAGGGAGUUUUGCGUUUUGCAUGCACCAUGGCGAUGACGACGGCGGCGGCAACGAUAGAGGACUACUCGCUUAUGUGGGCGCCUUCAAGCGUCGACCAGCUGCGUGAGAACCUCAUGCGCCUCGAGCAGAGAUGGAAGUCCAUGCGCCAACGACAGUCGAAGAACCGCCCGGUCAGUGUCUCGCCAGCGAUGCGACCUCCGUCGCCACUGUACCGAUCAUACUCGGAGGUACAUGUCGACUCGAAUGCGUAUGCCACGCCUCCCUCCAAGAAGUCCCUCGUCAUGCGAACAUCAUCUCCGGAUCUCAUCGCUCCAUCAUCGGCGUCGGAUGAUCACCCUUCUUCCUCGUACUCAACACCAUACAAGUCCUGGCGGAGCAUUGAUCCGUACGACUCGCCUGUGAGCGUGUCCAGCUCGAGCUCCCGCCCUAUCGCCGGCUCGUCUCGUCUCCCCAUGGCGCCCGUCCGUCGUGUGGCCGCGUUGACCCGGGAAAACGUAUCGCGACUUCCGCAAUACCCUUUGCAUCACGACAUGGAUCGUCACGGCGGCGGCGACGGCGGGUCCGUCUGCAGUUCCAUUUCUGGACGAAGUCGCAUGUCCGUCAAGACCGACGGCGGCGCCGUGUUCUCCCGCCUCUACCAGCCGAACCACCUCCAAGCCCGGGACUUGCGCAUGUCGAUGCACAAGGAGCGCCAGCAGAAUGCCACGUGUCCGUUCAUGCCGCGGACCAAUGUAUCCCGGAACCGGACGCCGUCGGUGGCGUCUCGCGACUCGUUCUGCAGCGCCAGCAGCUGUACCAGCACCCAGACGGACAUCACACAGGGCCUGUCGGCGUCGAGUCGGCUGUACGACCCCGAUUACAUCCGCAAACGCCAUGCCAAGCUGGAAAAAUUGCGACAGGAGCGGGAGCUCCGAGAGUGCACGUUUGCUCCGGCCGUCAACAAGAAUGUCAAUGAGAAGCUGCUCAACCAGCGCGACAUCGCGGCAGCGGCCACAAGGACGUCGACUCCUCGCAACAAUAGUAGUACUAAAAGUCGCUUGAAAUGAUCAUCCACAUAUAUUCUACAACGGUGGCUAGCUACCAUGAAAAGGAUUUUGGAUAUGUACAUAUGCAUAUAUGUAAACGACC
Molecule: messenger RNA, 1133 nt
Organism: Aphanomyces astaci
Lineage: Eukaryota; Oomycota; Saprolegniomycetes; Saprolegniales; Verrucalvaceae
Exons: 1
Coding region: 32-1051 (339 amino acids)
Source: RefSeq, a predicted model, not a curated record